UCAGGAAACCUGAGCGCUCAGUUCAGCCUGUCCCUCUGUUGUUGUUGCUGCACGCAAACAGGUGAAGGUUGAUGAUCUGAUACGUGACGCUGCGCGUGUCUCUGUGACAGCUGCUACGCCCCGAGAACACUGCACGCGCUGUGCUGUCACGGAGGGGGCGGGAGCCUCUAUACAAGCUGCCGGACUCCUGACCGGCCUGCAGCCACAGCGCACAGGCCGCCUGGCUGCCGGGCAUCAAUGUCCCGCUCACCUCCUCAGAUCCACGCCGGCAGCGAGCGUCCGUCCCCGGGUCAGCCCACGGAGAACGGAAUGGUGGUGGUGGAGGAAGCGGAGGAGGAGGAGGAUCUGGAUGAUGAGAUGGACGCAUCUCACCUGGAGAGGUUUAUGAGGGACAGGAGGAGAGCCAAGUCCCUGCCAGCCUAUCCCGCGGCGCUCCUGAACGGACCCCACGGUGGAGAGAGCAGGAAGCGCGUGAAGUUCGCUGACGCCAUGGGGCUGACCCUGGCCAGCGUGAAGCACUUCAGCUCCCUGGAGGAGCCGCAGAUCCCCAGCAAAGUUCUGUCCCGGCACAGGAGCUUCCCAUCAGAGCAGCAGGACCUCCUGAACGACCUGCGCCACAGCCUGGACACGGACCGGCUGGUCGCCUGCUUCCCGGAGCUGCGGGAGACGGAGCGCAGAGUCCGGGGGCUGCGGGUCUGCUUGGAGAAGCUCACCACCUCCCGGUUUGACGUGCGCGGCCAGAUCCGGGUCUUGAACAGCUGCACCAGCGUGGAGGUCGGAGUGAGGUACACCUUCAGCGAGUGGCUGUCUCACGUGGACGCGCAGGCUGUGCCCGUGGCGGCGGAUGAGCCGGGCUUCGUGGGGGAGCGCUUCGCCUUCACUCUCAACACGCCGCCCUUCAUGGACCCCAGCUCGGCCGUGCACUUCGCCGUUUACCUGAAGAGCGCGGAGGGGGAGUUCUGGGACAACAACGAGGGGCAGAACUACACCCUCAGGUACCGCUGCAUGCCCGGCAACACGCCCUUUGGCAGCGCCGCUUUCCACGAGUAAACCCCCUCUCCAUCCGUGCGUAAAAGCCUCGCCGAACGCCAGAGCGCUGAAAGAAAAGCUUCAACACGCAGUCGCUGCUUUCCAUCUGUGCUGUUUGCUCUUCUUCAGAUUAGUGAACCUGUGUUAAUGCCUCAGACUGCACAUCCAACAACAUGCGUAACAAACUCUUUGCUUCCCGAUUUUGAUCUUUUUGUGUUUUUCCUGCAGUCUCGCCACAAACCUCUGAAAUUCCGCCUUUAAUGUGUGUUUAAAGGACAGCAGUACAACUCAAAGACAGGUACAGGUGUGCUUCUCUCUCCCAGAGGACACUUUAAACUGCUGAUAGUUUAUCUCUUGGAUACUUUAGACUUUUGUUUGUUCAGGUAACUUCUGCUCUUGGACUGUUAGAUAUGGAUGAUGUUCUGUAAGGAUGUGCAGAUGUGUGCAGAGCAGCUUCCUGUGUAAUAACCCUGAGCUGCUCCACACUAACAGCAGAUUAAUGGGGAAACAGACUGUUGCUGAUGUAUGUGAACUUGUACUGAUCUGAUUUCUGUCAAUAAUGUUUUUACAGCUUCGGGCAGCAGGUUUCCUCUUCCUGCUCCUGAGGUCAGAGCAGAUGAUGCUUAGAGUUUAUAUGUUUGAGUUUAAGGUCAUCAACACACUUUGACUUCCUGCUUCUGUUUAAUGCUUAUAAAUAAAGUUUUUUGUGUUCUGCAGGACGUUAACGUCCCAGCUGUGAAGCACUGAUCCUCAGAUCGAGGCCUUUUGUUGCAUGUUGUUCUUCAUCUCUUUGCUGCUGACCUGAAUAAAAAGGCUCUUAAAAAGCAGAGAUCCACACCUGUAUGCAGCCGUGUGCGCUCAGAGGCAAAUAAAGAAGAAGCUGUAAGUCUGUUCUUGCUGUUUUUCUUUGCACGGCUGCAGCUUCAGGACGGUUUCCUGUCACUAACAGCAGGUCGCUCCUAAUGGAACGUUUUUAGUUCCUAACGAGCCUUAAAAUGCAGCUGAUUAUCAGAGGAACUGAUUCAAACGAGGCUCCAGGAUGUGCUUGUUAACCUGCCAGCAGAAAGAAGCUUUUCACUGCAUUCAUGUGGACUUCAUCUCUGAGCUUUAUUGGCACUGCUGUGGUCUUUCAUUCAUUUGUUGUGUGCAUUAAGUUGUGUUGCUCGUGUUUGUGUGUGCAGAUGAUCUUUGUGUUUCAGUUUUAUCCAGCGCUCUCCAUCAUCUUCUUCUGCUGUGAGGAGAAGCUUCAGCGUGAGCUGCAGACGUCUCUGAGUGCGUCUGCAUCAUUUCACGCGUCUUCCACACUAAACAGACCGACUGCUUCAGUCAGAUUCACGCUCAGAGACGACCUGCGAUCGCUCGGCCGGUUCAGUGUGAGGCUCCUGAUCCAGAGGUUAAAGUUCAAAUCCAGCUUUUAGCUGUUUUUAGUUGUUCUGUCACUAACAUGUUUUAGGAAUGACUUCCUCUGAGUGCAUGUAGGAUUUUUCUACUGCCGCCUGAACCUGUUUCUAUUUGUUCUUUUGGAGCAGCUCCAUGAAUGAAGCUCACUGACUGCAAACAUCACAAUGAAUUCUGGAUGAGUGGGAACUAUUUUGAGUGCAGACUCACAACCUGAUAGCUCUGCUGGGUAAAUCAUUACGCUCAGAGGUUCAGGGUUCAAAAGCUGUUUGGAAAAUCCAUUUUGCUCCUCCCACAGCAGCUGACAUCACGAUGCUCUUCAGCUGCUUCUGUUCUUGCUGCAGCUUUAGAUGCUCUGCAUGUUUCCUCCUGUGCUGCAGCCUCUGCUUCAUUAUCACAGUCUGAAACAUGCAGCAUGAAUCAGUGUGCACCUGCACACACACAGCAGGCUGCAGGUGUGUGUGCAUACCUGCUUCAUUGAUCUACUGAUCAGCUCCCGUUCUCCCUGCUGCUGUCUCAGAUCUGUGGAGAUGAAGAGUUAAACAGGCCUCAGCUUCAGUAAAAACUGGAGGAGCUCAGCUUUUCUGCACAGACAGAAACUUCAGUCUGAGCUGCUGCUGCUCUGAGACACAGCGUCCAGCUGGUCCCAGUGAAACGAGCUCCGGCAGCAAACUGGGAGCUGCUCACAGAGGAACUCUGGGAUCACGGUUGUCCUCACACUGCUCGCCCCGCAGCGACACGCUGAGGGUUCAGCUCACAGCUCUUUAAGAAUCACUUUGUUGGAGGAAAAUUAUCUUUGGCAUUUUUCAUAGAUUUAACUGCAGAAAUGGCAACAAAUGGUGUGUUUUUGUGACAGGCUGUGAGUAACAAAGUGCCCAAAGACACAAUUUUAAAUGUUUUCAGUCCUCUGAUUUGUGUAAUCCUGCAUUAAUAAUUAAUAAUUUCACUGUGAAGCUCCUCAAAAGCAAAAUAUAAAGACACGAGGGGAGGCUUAAGACUUCUGCACAGUACUGACAGGCUGAUCCCAAGUCAGCUCAAAGGAGAACAGCAGUGCAAUGGCCUGAAAACACAUUAAAAUAAUAUUUCAUUAUGACUGUGUGUGGAUGGACAUCCUGAUCCAGAAUCAGAUUCAGGUAACCUGCAGUGUGGCCUCCUGCCUGUCGGGGCCAAAGUCCAGUGCUGUUGACCAACCUGAGCACAUCUGUUUGGUCUGUCAACAUGGACGGAGGCUCCGAGUGAUUUUGGGAGCAGGAACCCUCAGUGCGCUUCAACCAAUCAACACAAAGACCCUGACGAUGCUUCCUCUGUUCAGCAGAUGAUCAGACCGUUUCCAUCAGUCACUACAAAAUCAAAGCUGCUCUCACCAGAGGCCACUGGAAAAUCUGACAAAUUAACAAGAAGGCCCAUCCAAUCAGACUGGCAGCAUCCCAAAUACUACAAUACCCAUGAGCCUCUGCUGCACGCUGUGGAGACGAAGCCAGGCAGAGUGAAUGAAAACAGCUUGAUAACGGGUUAGAGUGGAUGUUCCUCUCACUGAGGAGUGUCUCUACAAUCAGAGCAUCCUCUCCUCAGCGCUCACUCACAGCUUCAUUGAUCAGAGUCAGGCUGACGGAUCCAGCAGAGCGAUGGGAGCCUCUGCUUCGGUCGCUCCUUACUGGCUGGCACUCAGGUUCACAGCUGAUCUGAAACGAGGCCCUCAGGCCAGCGUCAGGAGACUCUACCUGCAUCUUCUCUGGCCUCCAAACGAUUUCAUAAAGAUUCAAUAAACAAAUCUGACUAUUUAAAGUAACAUCCAAGCACAGUGCACUCACUCAGCAAUCUGGAGCUCCGCCUUCUUGGACGGUCUGUCAGUCCAACGAAGCCACAGCAGCCAUAUUACUGGUCAGAUAAUUGUAUAAAAAUGCUCCAAAAGGCUCCAACA
Messenger RNA from Archocentrus centrarchus (flier cichlid), 4348 nucleotides. RefSeq names its product protein phosphatase 1 regulatory subunit 3G-like. The transcript has a single exon. Gene Ontology annotation, molecular function: protein phosphatase 1 binding; glycogen binding. NCBI's taxonomy places the organism in Eukaryota, Metazoa, Chordata, Actinopteri, Cichliformes, Cichlidae. Gene Ontology annotation, biological process: regulation of glycogen biosynthetic process. Gene Ontology annotation, cellular component: protein phosphatase type 1 complex. The record is from RefSeq and is a predicted model, not a curated record. The coding region runs from base 238 to 1050 and encodes 270 amino acids.